AUGGACCUAUAUCCCACCUGCGCGAAUGUUUACUAUGCGAAAAAGAAAAGGAGAGCACAACAGAUGCAAGGGGAAGAUGGCUCGCAUAAAAAGGAGAGGAAACUCUACAACGACGGCUGGGAUGACGAUAAUCACGAUUAUAUCAUCAAGAAUGGGGAAAAGUUCCUCGAUCGAUAUGAGAUCGAUUCGUUAAUAGGUAAAGGCAGUUUUGGCCAAGUAGUAAAAGCAUUCGACCACGAAGAGCAGACGCAAGUGGCAAUAAAAAUCAUCAAGAACAAGAAGCCUUUUCUAAAUCAAGCGCAAAUUGAAGUUAGGCUAUUGGAAAUGAUGAACAGAGCGGAUACCGACAACAAGUAUUAUAUAGUUAAACUGAAGAGGCAUUUUAUGUGGCGGAAUCACUUAUGUCUGGUAUUCGAGCUGCUAUCGUAUAAUCUAUAUGACCUACUUAGAAAUACGAAUUUCCGAGGAGUGUCAUUGAACUUGACAAGAAAGUUUGCACAGCAACUGUGUACUGCCCUCUUGUUCCUGUCUACGCCGGAAUUGAACAUCAUUCACUGUGAUCUGAAACCCGAAAACAUCCUUUUGUGCAAUCCAAAACGAAGUGCGAUAAAAAUAGUCGACUUCGGUAGUUCGUGUCAACUUGGACAAAGAAUAUAUCAGUAUAUUCAGUCCAGGUUCUAUAGAUCUCCGGAAGUCUUAUUAGGAAUACCUUAUGACCUCGCGAUAGACAUGUGGAGUCUUGGAUGUAUUUUAGUAGAAAUGCACACGGGAGAACCGCUGUUUAGUGGGGCCAACGAGGUCGAUCAAAUGAACAAAAUCGUAGAAGUGCUAGGAAUGCCGCCGAAACAUAUACUGGACCAAGCGCACAAGGCGCGGAAGUACUUUGACAAAGUCCCCACCGACGGCUCGUACGUGCUGAAAAAAUCCAAGGACGGUAAAAAAUACAAACCGCCCGGCACGAGGCGCUUGCACGAUAUUCUAGGUGUCGAGAGCGGCGGUCCAGGCGGCAGGAGGAUAGGGGAACCCGGUCACUCGAUGUCCGAUUACCUCAAGUUCAAGGACCUAAUCGUACGGAUGUUGGACUUUGAUCCGAAGACACGGGUAACACCGUAUUACGCGCUUCAGCACAACUUCUUUAAGAGGACAGCCGACGAGGGGACCAACACGAAUGUCGCUGCUGCCAAUAGCGCGAGCACAAGUCCGGCGGUGGUGAUGAGCCAGGAUCACGGCUGCAAUAGAAAUCUCUAG
Linepithema humile (Argentine ant) is the source of this 1248-nucleotide messenger RNA. The record is from RefSeq and is a predicted model, not a curated record. Lineage: Eukaryota; Metazoa; Arthropoda; Insecta; Hymenoptera; Formicidae.